AUUUGCAAAGUUCAAGGUUCACAGAAUGUUUAUUUUGGCAACACUAUAGAUGUUUCUAGGCCUCUGAGAUAUGAGAGCAUUACCUUGCAUUAGCUAGCAAUAAGAAAAGAAGCUUUGUUUGGAUUAACAUAUAUACUCUCUUCAUUGUGCGUAUCCAUUUUUCCUCAAUAAUUUGCAGGUUAGGUCCCAGGACACUACAAAUGCUGCUUAAAGGGCCUGAAGGCUCCCGAGGUAUGGCCAGACACUCCAUCUUGUACUUCAUCCUGCUGAGUGCUCUGAUCAACAAGGGCCAAGCCUGCUUCUGUGAUCACUACCCCUGGACUCAGUGGACUAGCUGCUCAAAAACCUGCGAUUCUGGAACCCAGAGCAGACACAGGCAAAUAGUAGUAGAUAAGUACUAUCAGGAAAACUUUUGUGAACAGAUUUGCACCAAGUUGGAGACUAGAGAAUGUAACUGGCAAUCAUGCCCCAUCAACUGUCUCCUAGGAGAUUUUGGACCAUGGUCAGACUGUGACCCUUGUGUUGAAAAACAGACUAAAGUUAGAUCUGUCGUGCGUCCCAGUCAGUUUGGGGGACAGCCAUGCACUGAGCCCCUGAUGGCCUUUCAACCAUGCAUUCCAUCUAAGCUCUGCAAAAUUGAAGAGGCAGACUGCAAGAAUAAAUUUCGCUGUGACAGUGGCCGCUGCAUUGCCAGAAAGUUAGAAUGCAAUGGCGAAAAUGACUGUGGAGACAAUUCAGAUGAAAGGGACUGUGGGAGGACAAAGGCAGUAUGCUCACGGAAGUAUACUCCCAUCCCUAGCGUACAGUUGAUGGGCAAUGGGUUUCAUUUUCUGGCAGGAGAGCCCAGAGGAGAAGUUCUUGAUAACUCUUUCACUGGAGGUAUAUGUAAUACUGCCAAAAGCAGUAAGACAAGUAAUCCAUACCGUGUUCCAGCCAAUCUGGAAAAUGUCGGCUUCGAGGUACAAACUGCAGAAGAUGAUUUGAAAACAGAGUUCUACAAGGAUUUAACUUCUCUUGGACACAAUGACAAUCAACAAGGAUCAUUUUCAAGUGACGGGGGGAGCUCUUUCCAUGUACCAAUUUUUUAUUCCUCAAAGAAAAGUGAAAAGAUCAACCAGAACUCUGCCUUCAAGCAAGCAAUUCAAGCUUCUCACAAAAAGGAUUCUAGUUUCAUUAGGAUCCAUAAAGUGAUGAAAGUCUUAAAUUUCACAAUGAAAACUGAAGAUCUGCACCUUUCUGAUGUCUUUUUGAAAGCACUUAACCAUCUGCCUUUAGAAUACAACUCUGCUUUGUACAGCCGAAUAUUUGAUGACUUUGGGACUCAUUAUUUCACCUCUGGCUCCCUGGGGGGUGUGUAUGACCUCCUCUAUCAGUUUAGCAGCGAGGAACUAAAGAAUUCAGGUUUAACCCAGGAAGAAAGCCAACACUGUGUCCGGAUUGAAACAAAGAAACGUGUUUUAUUUGUUAAGAAAACAAAAGUGGAACAUAGGUGUACCACCAACAAGCUUUCAGAGAAACAUGAAGGUUCAUUUUUGCAGGGAGCAGAGAAAUCCAUAUCCCUAAUUCGAGGUGGAAGGAGUGAGUAUGCAGCAGCUUUGGCAUGGGAGAAAGGGAGCUCUGGUCUGGAGGAGAAGACAUUUUCUGAGUGGUUAGAAUCAGUGAAGGAAAAUCCUGUUGUGGUUGACUUUGAGCUUGCCCCCAUCGUGGACUUGGUAAGAAACAUCCCCUGUGCAGUGACAAAACGGAACAACCUCAGGAAAGCUUUCCAGGAGUAUGCAGCCAAGUUCGAUCCUUGCCAGUGUGCUCCAUGCCCUAAUAAUGGCCGACCCACCCUCUCAGGGACUGAAUGUCUGUGUGUGUGUCAGAGUGGCACCUAUGGUGAGAACUGUGAGAGACGGUCUCCAGAUUAUAAAUCCAAUGCAGUAGAUGGACACUGGGGUUGCUGGUCUUCCUGGAGUACCUGUGAUGCUACUUAUAAGAGAUCGAGAACCCGAGAAUGCAAUAACCCUGCCCCGCAAGGAGGAGGGAAACGCUGCGACGGGGAGACGCGACAAGAGGAAGACUGCACAUUUUCAAUCAUGGAAAACAAUGGACAACCAUGUAUCAACGAUGAUGAAGAAAUAAAAGAGGUUGAUCUUCCUGAGAUAGAAGCAGCUUCUGGGUGUCGUCAGCCAGUUCCUCCAGAAAAUGGAUUUAUCCGGAAUGAAAAGAAACUAUACUCGGUUGGAGAAGACGCUGAAAUUUCAUGCCUUACUGGCUUUGAAACUGUUGGAUACCAGUACUUCAGAUGCUUACCAGAUGGGACCUGGAGACAAGGGGAUGUGGAAUGCCAACGGACAGAGUGCAUCAAGCCAGUUGUGCAGGAAGUCCUGACAAUUACACCAUUUCAGAGAUUGUAUAGAGUUGGUGAAUCCAUUGAGCUAACUUGCCCCAAAGGCUUUGUUGUUGCUGGGCCAUCAAGAUACACAUGCUGGGGGAAUUCCUGGACACCACCCAUUUCAAACUCACUCACCUGUGAAAAAGAUAUUCUGACAAAAUUAAAAGGCCACUGUCAGCCUGGACAGAAACAGUCAGGAUCUGAAUGCAUUUGCAUGUCUCCAGAAGAAGACUGCAGCCAUUAUUCAGAAGAUCUUUGUGUGUUUGACACAGACUCUAAUGAUUACUUUACUUCACCCGCUUGUAAGUUUCUGGCUGAGAAGUGUUUACAUAAUCAGCAACUCCAUUUUCUACAUAUUGGUUCCUGUCAAGAAGGCCGCCAGUUGGAAUGGGGUCUUGAAAGGGCAAGAUUUUCAUUCAAUAGCACAAAGAAAGAAUCCUGUGGCUAUGAUACCUGCUAUGACUGGGAAACAUGUUCAGCCUCCGCUUCCAAAUGUGUCUGCCUGUUGCCCCCACAGUGCUUCAAGGGAGGAAGCCAACUCUACUGUGUCAAAGUGGCAUCAUCAACGAGUGAGAAAACGUUGAACAUCUGUGAAGUGGGAGCUAUAAGAUGUGCAGACAGGAAGGUGGAAAUACUGCAUCCUGGAAAGUGUUUGGCCUAGCACAAUUACCUCUAGACCCAGCACAAUUAACAGAUUUACCAUCCAGAAGAAACAACCUCUACAAAUGAGAAUUCUUGUACAAACAGCAGACUGGCAUGCUCAAAGUUACUGACAAAAAUUGUUUUGUGUUAGUUUGAGAUCAUUAUUCUCCCCGGCCUCUUCUGUUUGGCAUGUCUUAUUCAGUUCCAGUUCAUGACACCCUGUAGCAUACCUCUAGAUACCAACUUCCACAGCAGUCUGGUAAAUUCUCCUGUUCACAUUGCACAAAAAUAAUGCGACUCCUGAGGCCCUUAAGAAGCCUGUGACAUUAAGCAUUUUCACAGUUAGAAAUAAGAAUAAAACCAUAAUUUUCUUCAAUAAAUCAAUAAACAGAAAUCUUUAGAACCUCUAAAACACAUUCUUGAAACCCAACUUUCAUGUCUUCAUUAAGCAAACAAUUUGAUUAUGUAUACAGGAUGUCAAGUACUGACCCAAAGUCCUGAGAACUCAGCAAAGAAUAAAACACCCAAAAGCCUUUGCCUUCAUGAAGUAUACAUUCAUCCAGGGGGAGACAUACACACAGUGAAAUAAACAGGUAAAAUAUG
Messenger RNA from Callithrix jacchus (white-tufted-ear marmoset), 3622 nucleotides. RefSeq names its product complement C6 (gene C6). Gene Ontology annotation, biological process: complement activation. Lineage: Eukaryota; Metazoa; Chordata; Mammalia; Primates; Cebidae. The record is from RefSeq and is a predicted model, not a curated record. Gene Ontology annotation, cellular component: membrane attack complex. Gene Ontology annotation, molecular function: protein binding.